Hydatigera taeniaeformis is the source of this 510-nucleotide messenger RNA. The record is from the annotation of a GenBank genome assembly. NCBI's taxonomy places the organism in Eukaryota, Metazoa, Platyhelminthes, Cestoda, Cyclophyllidea, Taeniidae.
UUGGGACUAUUUGAGGUUGGUAUUGGUGGCUUCAAUCUCCUGGGGUUAAUCGAGACUAGCUGUCGCGUUGAUGAGGUACUUAUGUCAAAGGUAAAGGAAGAAGACAGCUUUAUGGCAGUCACGAUGGAUUGGAGUGGAGUAUGGAAUGCGUUGACUAUGUUCGAGCCAGCGACCGUAUCGUCCAUCAUGUGGGGUCCUCGGCUUUGGAGGAUUCGUGGUGAGCGUGAAUUCUUAAGCCUCAAGGAGAUGAACACGAGAGAGGCUGAGGAUUGGGUUGGAAGUCGUACCUUUUCACAGGCAGCUCCAGUAGUGAAAACGGCAGCAGUGCAACAAACGAAAUCGCACCCACAAGUUCUCACUCCAGCAGUAUGGAGAGGAGUCGUCAAAAAUGUUGCCAAGAAGGUUGGCAAGGCAAUCACCAAGUUUGCGAUCUACGAAGCAGCCGAAAAAGCCGUUGUAACUGCCUACGAUAAGGCGUCGAAGUGGAUCAAGCGCCACUUCAGAAGGUAG